CAAUCAUCUGCUCCUCUGCCGGUGGGCGGGGCGCGAGCCGCAGCGUCUGUGGUAACCCAAGCUGCAGCAGAGGUGCAGUCGUGAGGCGUGAGAGACUAGACACCCACCCGGUUGACGGCGGCUAAGGUGCGUCGGGGGUCCUUAUCUCUGUCCUUGAGGCUGGAGAAGGGAGAAAACAUGACGGCUGGUUCAGUGUGUGCCCCUCAGAUCAUACCACUGCGAGUGCCUCAGCCUGGAAAAGCUAACCAUGAAAUUGAUACCAAUACCCUUUUGGAAAUGAAAUCUGAUACCCCAGAUGUCAACAUAUAUUACACCCUGGAUGGCAGCAAACCUGACUUCCUAAAGAAAGUUGGUUCUGGUGAAAACAAUACAUUUAAGUAUAUAAAACCUAUUACACUGCCUGAUGGAAAAAUACAAGUUAAAGCUGUUGCCGUCUCUAAAGACUGCAGAGAGAGUGGGAUUGUAACAAAGGUAUUUCAAGUAGACUAUGAACCACCGAAGACGGUCUCUUCUGAAGAGAGUGUUGAAGGUUUUUCAAAGCAGGAAUUAAAAAAUGGAUUUGUCGGGCCAAAAUUAAAGAAGAAGUAUAAGAAUGCUGAAAAUAAAUCGACUUGGAACGUUAACCUUAGACGGCUUGCAGACCUCAAGGUAAGCGAAAGAGCAGACGCUAAAACUCUGAAAGAUCUUCGCUUCUCCGCGAGUCCACUGGAAAUCCCAGCCUACCAUGAAGGAUCGAGUUCUAGAAUAGCUACUCAUCAGUCCCAGUCCCCUGGCUUUGCACACAUAACUGGCCAGAAGAGUCUGACAAGCACGGAGAUCUCACGGAUCCAGAGGGACACGGACUUCCUCAAGUGUGCCCACUGCCUGGCUUCCCGGCCAUCUGAUCCCUUUUCUCGAUUCUGUCACGAAUGUGGCGUUCCUGUGCCACCCAUAUUUGGCUGCCGUCUUCCACCCCCAGAAGCCUCUCAGAUGGGCGUGUGUGCAGAAUGUGGAAGCAUGGUACCCAUGAAUACCGCCAUCUGUGUGGUGUGCGAGGCUCCUCUUGCUCCACAGCUGCGGGCACAGGCCCACUAUCACCUGAAGGAGAAGAUCGUCUGUCGCUCCUGUGGCACCGUGAAUCCUGCUCAUCUGAGACACUGUGUCGUCUGUGAGGGGACCCUGUCUACCACACAAGAGCCGUGGCUGUGCAAUGGAAAUGAAGUCCUUCGCCCGCCUACUCGGAAUGGGGAGACCAUUUCCUGCUCCAGAUGUGGCUGCCAGAACAACUGGGAGGCGUCCUUCUGCGACUGGUGUGGAUCCGCGCUUGGCAUUUCUAGCAGCUACUCUGUCUGCCCAAAAUGCGGGGCCAACAAUCAUCUGUCUGCCCGAUUCUGUGGCACCUGUGGUAUUUAUGUGAAGUCCAUAGCAAGAUUUAGAAUGAACAACAGCUUGGCCCUGGUUGCUGGCGGACAUCGCCCAUUUUCUGAGCCCCGAUCUGCCUGGCAGUCCCUAAGUGUCCCUUUGCCCACUUCUGCUUUUGGGUCUAAGAAGGACACCGGCACACAGACCUCGGGCCUGUUCUACCCAUCUGGCAAGCUCCUGGCAAAGAAGGAGCUGGAGGCGGCUUCUCACAGGCAGAGGCAGGAGAAGAUGAGUGACCACAGGCCGGUCCUCACAGCCGUCAGCCCAGGAAGAGGCUACUGGAGAAAACAGUUGGAUCACAUCUCUGCUCACCUCAGAUCCUAUGCUCAGAACAACCCUGAUUUUCGGGCCUUGAUUGCAGAACCCAGGAUGGGAAAGCUUGUCUCUGCUACUGUCCAUGAAGACGGCUACGAAGUUAGCAUCAGGCUGAACUACAUUCAAGUCUCCAACAAGAACCUGUACAUCAACAAGUCGGUGAGUCUCAGUGACCACUUUCUGAGCAGUGUCACCGAAGGUGGCAAUGGGCUGUAUGACAGCAGGUCCAGCUUGGUGAGUGCCUAUAGCCAGAGCGCCUCAGACACCCCCGAAAGUGUCAAGAUGAAGAAUCUCAAGGCCAAAAGCUUCUACAGAAACCCAGAGAUGCCUACGCCUGAAAACAGACUCCUGCUGGAGGAAGUUGGCCCCACAGGGAAAGGAAGACUGUCUGUGCUGGAGCAGCUGCUAGAUGAAGGAGCAGACCCUAACUGUUGUGAUAGUCAAGGUCGACCUGCUAUUACCGUGGCUGUUGUGAAUAGACAUCAUGAAGCCAUUCCAGUUCUCGCUCAGAGAGGAGCAGACCUCGACCAGCAGUGGGGACCGUUCAGAAAUACAGCUCUUCAUGAAGCAUCUCUACUUGGCCUGGAAGGAAGGGAGAGCAUCGCCAUUUUACUGGGGUGCAAUGCAAACAUCCAGAAGAAGAACACAAGAGGCCAGACAGCAUAUGACAUCGCUCUUGAGAUUGGAGAUGACCCCACCAUUUCGCUCUUGGCCGCUAAAUUCAGCCAAGGUCUUGAAGACCAACUUUCCCCAUCUGGGAACCACACCCUAGGUGACAAUUAGAUCUGAGGUAUUCACAAGGCUGCAGACAGACUACCCAGCUAUAACUGGUCUUACUUUUGGAAUGUGUAUUUAAAUGUAAGAAUUAGGGUUGAAAGGAACUUAUAAGAUUUGUGAGUGUGUGUGUGUGUGUCUGUGUGUCUGUGUCUGUGUGUGUCUGUGUGUGUGUGUCUAUGUGUGUGUGUGUGUAUGCGCGUGCGUGCACGCAUGUACUGUGGUAGAAGGGAUUGAACCUAGGCAAGGCUAGGCAAGUGUUGUACCACUGUGCUAUAUUCCUAGCCUUCUUUAUUUUGAACUCAUAAAGUUGCUCAGUCUGGCCUUGAACUCACUCUGUAACAUAGAAAGGCCUUGAAUAACUUGGGAUCUUCCCACCUCAGCCUCCCAAGUAGCUGAGAGUACAUACAGGCUGGGACCAGCAGACCCAGCUUUUUUUCUUUCCUUUUUUUCUUUCCUUUUUUUUU
Messenger RNA from Peromyscus leucopus (white-footed mouse), 2957 nucleotides. RefSeq names its product double zinc ribbon and ankyrin repeat domains 1 (gene Dzank1). Gene Ontology annotation, molecular function: protein binding. The coding region runs from base 178 to 2499 and encodes 773 amino acids. NCBI's taxonomy places the organism in Eukaryota, Metazoa, Chordata, Mammalia, Rodentia, Cricetidae. The transcript is spliced from 21 exons. The record is from RefSeq and is a predicted model, not a curated record. Gene Ontology annotation, biological process: eye photoreceptor cell development.